This is a messenger RNA of Solea solea (common sole), 1509 nucleotides long. It is a transcript of the gene pole3, whose product is annotated as polymerase (DNA directed), epsilon 3 (p17 subunit). The record is from RefSeq and is a predicted model, not a curated record. The transcript has 4 exons. Gene Ontology annotation, molecular function: protein heterodimerization activity; chromatin DNA binding. NCBI's taxonomy places the organism in Eukaryota, Metazoa, Chordata, Actinopteri, Pleuronectiformes, Soleidae. The coding region runs from base 352 to 825 and encodes 157 amino acids. Gene Ontology annotation, biological process: leading strand elongation; heterochromatin formation; DNA damage response. Gene Ontology annotation, cellular component: CHRAC; epsilon DNA polymerase complex.
GAGAAGAAGAAUGGUGACGUCACGUGGGAGGGCCAGCCAGAGCUCGUGGUUCGUGGACGGUUCGCGGGAAAAGAAGUCCCAAAACAAAUCGGUUGCGAUGGACACGCGAGCAGCGUCACGUAGAGUCUAACCGGGAAAACGUUUACCGAUCCUCGUCAACGCAGGGUAUCACGGAUACUGACCCACGAGCCGUUCUGAGGCUACGAGAGCUAACCGGCUACUUUAGGUAGCUACGAGCAAACAACACACUGUCAGUCGGUUAGCUAAACAUUAGCCAAGCAUUAGCCAGCCGCCAGCGGACAGGCUAACGGUGAACACGGGGUGGCGAAGACUCGGUGAACGACUGGUGAAAUGGCAGAGAGGCCAGAGGAUCUGAACUUACCUAACGCGGUGAUCACCCGCAUCAUCAAGGAGGCGCUUCCAGAUGGAGUCAACGUGUCCAAAGAAGCCAGGAGAGCCAUUUCCCAAGCUGCCAGCGUGUUCGUGCUCUAUGCAACCUCCUGUGCGAAUAAUUUCGCGAUGAAGGCAAAGAGAAAAACUCUGAACGCGGGAGACGUCUUGGCAGCGAUGGAGGAAAUGGAGUUUGAGCGAUUCCUGGAGCCGCUCAGAGAAGCUUUGGAAGUGUACAAAAAGGGCCAGAAAGGAAAGAAGGAGGUGUCGGAGCAGAAGCGCAAAGACAAAGAGAAGAAGGUCGACUCUGAGAAUGACAAGAGCCGGGAGGAGGAAGAGGAGGAGGAGGAGGAGCGAAUGGAGGAGGAGCCGGAGGCGGAGAACGAAGCAGCAGCGGAGGAGGAGGAUGAGGAGGAGGACGAGGUGGAGAACUGAGGACGUUUUCACUUCUGACGACACAAACGAUUUAUAUAACAAAAACAACGCACUUGUCCGUGUACGAUGAUGCGUUCAAGUGACAUCGCUACGAAUCGUUGCAUCAGGUUACGGCGAGGUGACAUCUGCCCUCCGCGGUCUUGUCUUCCAACAUAAAGCACAACGGUGACGUCGCCAUGUUUUUUUUGGUAAUUUUCAUUUUUUAUACACUUUGAUACAAAUGCUGUACAAUUUCUUCUGUAACAGGAUUUCCUGAAAAUAAAUGACAUUUAAUUAACUCGCAAAAAUCUGAUGUUUGAACAUAUGAUUCAAAUGUGGAUUAUAUUUAAUUUAACCCAUUUCUUUUUUUUUCUCCCCCUUCAGCCGAUUAAGUAUAUGGUUAAUAGCAUUAUACAAAUAAAAAUAUUGCUUCACCUUAGUAAACCCUUAACGACCCAAAUGCAUAUAAUAGUGUAAUAAUGUAAUCAAUUAAGCAAACUACAAACCACACUUACUUUGAAAUCACCAUGUUUUUCCCCCCGUCAAGUUCUAUAAAAAAUAUCCACAGAUUAACUUAAAAACCGUGUGUGAACAUAGUUCUUUUUUUUCCUGAUAAAGACUGUGCUGUUUCUCACGUCUUUCCUUUUGUACAAUUUACUGUGACAAAUUUCAACGUUUUCAAUAAAACAGUUUGUAUGAAAUCAA